Messenger RNA from Thamnophis elegans (Western terrestrial garter snake), 2181 nucleotides. Its product is annotated as dimethylaniline monooxygenase [N-oxide-forming] 5-like. The record is from RefSeq and is a predicted model, not a curated record. Gene Ontology annotation, molecular function: N,N-dimethylaniline monooxygenase activity; flavin adenine dinucleotide binding; NADP binding. Lineage: Eukaryota; Metazoa; Chordata; Lepidosauria; Squamata; Natricidae. The transcript has 9 exons. The coding region runs from base 136 to 1737 and encodes 533 amino acids.
GGAGUAAUUGCUUAAUGAUAUCUUUGGGAAAAUGCUUUCUCCUGUUAAGAGACUUUUAUUGUGUAAGAAGCGAAGAAGAGAAUACAUACAUCCAUUUCUUCUGCUAUUGACUGUUCACCUGCAGCUUUUCCAGAGAUGGAAAAGAAAAGAGUGGCAAUUAUUGGAGGUGGUUCCAGUGGACUCUGUAACAUCAAAUGCUGCUUGGAAGAGGGUCUGGAGCCUGUGUGCUUUGAAACUAGUGAUGAUAUUGGGGGACUUUGGAGGUUCAAGGAGAAUCCUGAGGAAGACCGGGCUAGUAUUUACCAAUCUGUGAUCAUCAACACCUCCAAAGAGAUGAUGUGCUUCAGUGACUUCCCCAUCCCAAAUGAUUUCCCCAACUACAUGCACAACUCAAAGAUAAUGGACUAUUUUCGGAUGUAUGCCAAACACUUUGACCUUCUGAAAUAUAUUCAUUUCAAAUCUAAAGUCUGCAGUGUAACAAAACGCUCAGACUUCUCUACCAGCGGCCAAUGGGAUGUUACCGUAGAGUCAGAUGGGAAGCAGGAAUCAUCAGUUUUUGAUGCAGUUUUGGUCUGCACUGGCCACCACACCACUCCAUAUCUGCCCCUGGAUUCCUUCCCAGGAAUUACCACUUUCAAGGGUCACUACUUACACAGUCGUGAUUACAAGAGUCCUGAUGCAUUUACAGGAAAAAGAGUCAUUGUGGUUGGUAUUGGGAACUCAGGAGUGGACCUUGCAGUGGAGAUAAGCCACACAGCACGACAGGUUUUCCUCAGUACUCGCCGAGGAGCAUGGGUAUUAGGCCGCGUUGGUGAUAAAGGCUAUCCACUUGAUAUUAUAUUGACUACUCGAGCUAAUUUAUUCCUGAAACAAUGUCUUCCCUGGUCCACGAUUGAUCAGUUGAUACAGAACAAAUUAAAUAAAAGAUUUGAUCAUUCUCAUUAUGGCUUGAAACCUAAACACAGUCUUAACAGCCAGCAUCCAACAGUCAACGAUGACCUUCCAAAUUGCAUUAUUUCAGGGAAAAUUGUUGUAAAAUCAAACAUCACUGAGUUUACUGAUACUGCUGCCAUCUUUGAAGAUGGUUCCAAGGAAGAGGAUAUAGAUUGUGUUAUCUUUGCUACUGGAUACAAUUUCUCCUUUCCUUUCCUUGGGAACUACAUGAGAGUUGUUGAAAAUCAGGUCUCCUUAUAUAAAUUUGUCUUCCCACCUCAUCUGGAGAAACCCACACUAGCAAUCAUUGGUCUUGUGCAGCCACUGGGGGCCAUCAUGCCCAUUGCAGAACUGCAAGCUCGCUGGGCCACACGUGUCUUUAAGGGGCUUGCUGAGCUGCCAUCAACAAGUGAGAUGAUAGCUGAUAUUAUUGUUAAGAAGUUUUCCAUGGCAAAAAGGUAUGUGAAAAGUCAACGCCACACUAUCCAAGUGGACUAUAUAGAAUAUAUGGAUGAAGUGGCUUCUCUAAUUGGGGUCAAGCCCAACAUAUGCUCACGGUUUAUCACAGAUCCUAAGCUGGCCCGGGAGCUUUUAUUUGGGCCGUGUACUCCGUAUCAAUAUCGCUUGCAAGGACCAGGAAAAUGGGAGGGAGCCAGGAAAGCUAUCCUGACCCAGCAUGAACGGGUCUUGGACCCCUUGAAAACCAGGCCAGUUACUCAAUCAGACAAGAAUACCUUAGUGCCCCUUUGGUUUAAGUUGGUUGGCCUUCUUGCUCUGUUCGCUGCAAUUUGGGCUUAUUUUUAAAUCCACAGAAAUCCUAUUCUCCUAAUGCCAAUCCCAACCUACAUGGAUUUUUGGCAUUACAAUUUCGACUUUGUGCCUUUAAUAAUUUACCUAUUAAGUCUGCACAUAUAAACAGACAGACUUUAUUUCUCUAAAAACAGCAAAAUUUUUACUACAUUAUGUGUAAGUUUCACCCACAAAUGAUUGUUAAUAUUUCUUGUUAGGGGACAGUUUUCUAUUAUCGUUUUAUUGAUUGUACUAUUAUUGGUCAAUGAUAAUAAAGUCCUGUCUGUGUCAUAUAUUUCUGUUAUCCUUCUAUUCAUGUGAGUCAGUUUUGCUAGAUGAGAAUGUAUUUUCUUAAGCGUAAAGUAAAGUAAUCUGCCUAAGUAUAACCUGUACAAAUAACAUUACUUGGAACUUCUCUAGAAAUGUCACUUUCCCUGCAAUAAAAUAUUUGUAAACAGA